CGUAGGGGUGUGACGCGUUGUGCGCGUGCGUGGGGCCGGCAUUGGAUGCCCAUUGCGUUAUGUCUGUAGAACAUCUGUGAACUCUUAGCAACUUUUAUAGGAACUUUAUCUUCGUUGUUUUUGGGCAGGGAGAAUAGCAGAUCAAAUACAGAAAUGGAGUGGUUGCCUGCUUGUGACUCUGCAGACAUGCAGGGUCAAUCUCAGAUUGCUGCUCUUGUCAAUCCUGCUGCAGUUGACCCUCUGAAUCAGAAAAGAUUCCAUAAUUCAGACAUGGAUAUGGGCCCCGACGGUAAGCGGCCGCCGGUGAUGGGCGACCCGUUCGGCGCCGGGCCCGGCCUGGCCGCCAUGCGCGACAACGGCGGCGUCGGCGGCGUCGAGUCUGAGGACAUGACGGUGCCCGACCGCAUGGUGGGCCUCAUCAUCGGCCGCGGCGGCGAGUCCAUAUCGCGGCUGCAGGCCGAGAGCGGCGCCAAGAUCCAGAUGUCUCCGCAGGCCAUGGAGAUGAGCAACGAGCGGCUGUGCACCCUGACCGGCUCGCGCGCCGCCAUCGAGCGCGCCAAGGAGCUCAUCAACGCCAUCGUGGCGUCACGCGCCAACGAGCGCGACCGAGACCGGAUGAUGGGCGGCGCCGGCGGCCUGGGCGACAUGAUGGUGGGCAGCGGCGACCAGCCCGGCCAGAGUACCGACGAGAUGAUCGUGCCCAGCUCCAAGGUCGGACUCAUCAUCGGCAAGGGAGGCGAAACGAUAAAGCAGCUGCAGGACAAGAGCGGCUCGAAAAUGGUCGUCAUACAAGACGGUAUUUACGCCAACGCCCCCGAGAAGCCUCUCCGAAUCAGCGGCGAUCCGAAGCAGAUCGAGCACGCCAAACAGCUGGUGGUGGAGCUGAUGGCCGAAAAGGACAACUUCUGCCCGCCCGGCGGACGCAUGGGCAGCUUCGGAGGACGCGGCUUCGGCGGCGGCACUACGGCUGAGAUCACCGUGCCGCAGGCAGCCGUCGGCGUGGUGAUCGGAAAGGGCGGAGAGAUGAUAAAGAAGAUCCAGAACGACACCGGUGCCAACAUUCAGUUCCAACAGAACAUCUCGGGCCGUAACGAGCGCACGGCCACCGUCAGUGGCACGCCCGACCAGAUCGAGCACGCCAAGGUGAUCGUCCAGGAUCUGAUCGAGAGUGUGAUGAAGCGCGACCAACAGAUGGGCGGCUUCGGCGGGGGUCGGAACGGCAACUGGGGCGGGGGUGGCGCCGCAGCCGGCGGCGGCUUCGGCCGCGGCCCCAUGGGCAGGGACGGCAAACAGGAGAUCAGCUUCCCCGUGCCGGCCAACAAGUGCGGCAUCGUGAUCGGCAAGGGCGGCGAGACCAUCAAGGCCAUCAACAUGCAGUCGGGAGCGCACUGCGAGCUCGACCGGCGACCGCCGCCCAACCCCAACGAGAAGAUAUUCCUGGUGAAAGGCAGUCCUGACCAGGUGGAGCACGCCAAACGACUGAUCUGCGAGAAAGUCGGCAUACCGUACGGUCCUGGCGGACCAGGAGGUCCAGGAGGGCCCGGUGGUCCUGGCGGACCGUUCGGCGGUCCCGGCGGUCCCCCGGGCGGACCGGGUGGUCCCGGUGGCUACCCGCCGCAGGGCUGGGGCAACAACUUCCACCAGCCGGGCGUGUGGGGCCAGCAGCAGAACGAGCCGCCCAAGCAGGACAACAGCUGGAACAGCUACUACCCGCAGUACUACGGCGGCCAGGGCACGCAGGCGCCCGGCGCCGCGCCCCGACAGCAGCCGCAGAGCUCACCAGCGACCGGCUCGAAUCUGAGCGGUCAGCCGGGUCAGCCCGACUACAGCGCUCAGUGGGCCGAGUACUACCGCAACAUGGGCAUGGUGCGUGAGGCGGAGGCCAUCGAGCAGCAGAGCAAGCUGAAGGCGGCCAGCGGCGGCGACCCGGGCGGCGCUCCGGCGGCCGGCGGCGCCGCCCAGCCAGCCGCCAACGGCACCCAGGCCGACUACAGCGCCCAGUGGGUGGAGUACUACCGAUCACAGGGCCUGGUCACCGAGGCGGCCAACCUCGAGCAGCAGAUCAAACUGACAAAGCAGCAGCAGUCUGCGGCGGCGCCGGCGGCCUCCGUGGCUGGCGGCGCGCCGGCCGGCUACCAGCCCCAGCAGCACAGCUUCGCAGGGGCGUACGGCGCCGGCGCGCCCGGCGGGUACGGCCAGUACGGCGCGUACCCGGGCGCCGGCGACAACUAGCGCUGGUCUUCACCGACGGUCACUUGUCUGUAGUGUCGAUACCCGAUGUGCCCCGUUCGCUGAAUACGCUGUCUACCAGUUGUUUUGUUGGUGUAUGAUUUUUCGCUGCGCUAUUCACUCAUCCACCUUUGUCUCUAUCUCUCUGCGCGGGGCGCGGGGCAGCACUGGGCGGCCGGAGGGCGCCGGCCGCCGCCCCGCACCCCGCCCUGGUGUGCGUGUGCUGCUGCCGCUGCUGCCGCUGUUGCUACUGCUGGUGACGCCGCUGUUUUAAUUUGCUGUAACUGUCUGUCCGUCUUUGCCGCGCUGUGCGUUGGGCGGGGCCGGAGGAGCGGCGGCCGCGCGCGGCGCCGUCGCUCCGCGCGGCCCCGGCCGGCCGGCGGCGGCGCGGCUGCCUCUGGCCGCGCGGGCCCCCUCUCCUCGGUGGUGUGUUGUCGGCCGCGCUGCUGCGGCUCGUGUCCUCUGUGCGGGUCACUGUGGGGGAUGGGCGGGGCGCUGUCAGGUGCCGACUCAAUGAGCUGUUUAACCCGGCAGUUG
This is a messenger RNA of Amphibalanus amphitrite, 2766 nucleotides long. RefSeq names its product far upstream element-binding protein 1-like. Gene Ontology annotation, biological process: regulation of DNA-templated transcription. Gene Ontology annotation, cellular component: nucleus; cytoplasm. Gene Ontology annotation, molecular function: mRNA binding. The transcript is spliced from 11 exons. The coding region runs from base 154 to 2232 and encodes 692 amino acids. The record is from RefSeq and is a predicted model, not a curated record. NCBI's taxonomy places the organism in Eukaryota, Metazoa, Arthropoda, Thecostraca, Balanomorpha, Balanidae.